Messenger RNA from Dendronephthya gigantea, 2332 nucleotides. Its product is annotated as polyamine oxidase 7-like. Gene Ontology annotation, molecular function: oxidoreductase activity. The coding region runs from base 615 to 2129 and encodes 504 amino acids. Lineage: Eukaryota; Metazoa; Cnidaria; Anthozoa; Malacalcyonacea; Nephtheidae. The record is from RefSeq and is a predicted model, not a curated record. The transcript has 3 exons.
UCGUUUCAAGACAGGCACUGACGAAUGACAAAAUCAUUUCACCGGCAACUAACAUGUCCUGGGGUUAUAACUUAUUUAUGCUAUGCAUAUCAGAUUACUGUCUACCAAGAGAGGCCCUGGGUACCACGAUGCAAUCUACCUAUAACGCACUAUUUAUUCGUACAGAAAAACUCGAGAAUAGAAGAACAGAAAAAGCAGAGAAUAUAUUGCAUCAUUAGCGAUAUUGGUCAAUGCUGAAUUGUUCUUAUAUUGUUUGUGUUUGGCUUCUGAUGAAGAUCCUGGCAUGGAUCGCAGGCUCUGGUUUCGAGAUCGAAGAUCUGUUUAUUUUGCGCAAUGGUGCGCUUAUGCCUCCCGGUGAUGUUUCGAUUCCUACAAAAUAUGCAAAUAUUUUGUGUUUUGUUCAUGACGCACUAAAAUGCGAAGAAUAAGUUUGAAAUCACUCAGAACAGAACAAUAUAAUUGCUGUGAUCGUAUUUCAACACCCGGUGGAAUACAGGCGUAACAAGCUCCUUGGUUAAAUAUGUCAAAAAAUUAAUAUUUAAUUUGCGACGGAAUCCGGCAAAAAAAAGGCGUAUCUAAGUUCGAUUGUUAUUUCAUCAUCUCAUGAACUAAAUAUGGGCGUUUUUUCUUAUGUUCGGUGCAAUUUCUUGCUGGUAUUUUACGGCAUUUUGUUAACGUGUCCUACAGUUUGCUUCGCUGUUACUGAGGUCGACGUACUCAUCCUAGGAGCUGGUAUCUCAGGAAUCACUGCGGGAAGUUACCUCCAAAGCAACGGACAAACGAAUUUUCUCAUCCUCGAAGCACAAGAUUACGUCGGUGGUCGUGUGAAGCAGGUUAAAAUCGGCGGUUUGACAGUAGGUGAUGGUGCAAACUGGGUACAUUAUGUCGAGGAUGGAGAUGAAAAUCCAAUUCUGGUAAUCGCAAAUAAAAUUAAUCUCACGAGAUAUUCGACGAACAUCAGCGAUUUCACUCUGAGGAACUCUAUCCACCAGAAUAAGGAACUUGGCAAGGCUUAUAAAACCGUCGAAAAAUUGGGAAUGAAACUCACUGAGCAAAACGAGAACAAUGCGCAAUUGAGUGGGGACGAGCCAUUGAGUUCAGUUUUUGCCCAACACGGCUGGAUGCCAGAUACAGCUUUGAAACGAACAGCCGAAUGGUGGUACUUUGAUUAUGAAUAUGCUGUGAAACCUGCACUGUCCUCUUUCCGACACUUUGGAGGCAUUCCCAUGGAAAAUGAGUAUAUCACGGACAAUCGUGGAUUCAAAGGUAUCAUUGACUAUUUAUCCCAAAACAUCACGGGUAAAUUUAAAACAGAAAAGGUCGUAACGCAUAUAAAGUUGAAUACUUCGAACGGAAUCGAAGUUCGGACGAGAGAUGGUGAAACGUUCAAGGCAAAAUAUGCUCUUUGUACUUUCAGCACAGGUGUUUUAGCUUCGGAUUUGGUAACAUUUGAACCAGAAUUACCGAAAUGGAAGAAAGUUGCUAUAAGUAGAUUGCCUCUUGCCUAUUACACCAAUAUUUACGUGAAGUUUCCGAGCGCGUUUUGGGAUGAUACCGAGUUUAUUUUGAAUGCUGGUUCCUUGACUGAAACAUUUCCUCUCGUGUAUAACCUUAACAUAAAAGAUUUUCACCGUGGUUCAAAUGUGUUGUUAUUCAGUGCAGUUGAUGAGAAUUCUCUUCGCAUUGAAGCACAGAGCAAAAAUGCGACAAAAGCUGAGGUCAUGAAAUCUUUGAGAGAAAUGUAUCCCAACGUCAAUAUUCCAGAACCUUUAGAGAUGACCGUGGGUAGUUUUAGUCAAAAUCCGUACAUCCGCGGUUCCUUCAGCAAUGCUGCGGUUGGUGCCACCUCAGCCGACUUUAAUAAUUUACAAGGACGCCUGGGUAACCUUUUCUUCUCGGGGGAAGCGACAAGCGAGAAUUAUUGGGGAUACAGCCAGGCUGGGUACUCUACUAGUUUAAAGCAAGCCAAGGUGAUCCACAGCUGUCUCAAUGGUGGAGAGUGCCCAGCUUAUGAGCCCGAGAUUGCUAGUAUUUGUGAAAGUAAGAACAUUGUUCCUAGUUCGGCGAGUAUCGGCCUGUAUUCACCUGCUUGUUUCAUCUUGAUUAUUCUGUUUAUGUUAUUCAACUAACUUGAUUCGUCAAACACUUAUUGCCACUGAUAUCUACAUUCAUUAUAUGAUUGCAAACAAUUCGCUAAAAUAAAAAGCACUUUUGAUUCUGAACGUUUCUGUCUUAGUACUCUUGGUCGACUGUUAUACCUUUGGAAUUUAAAGUGUUUGUCGGACAACUAGGGGAGGAUGGACAAUAACCAGAACGCAUAAAUUGACAGGAA